This is a messenger RNA of Lolium perenne, 1742 nucleotides long. NCBI's taxonomy places the organism in Eukaryota, Viridiplantae, Streptophyta, Magnoliopsida, Poales, Poaceae. The record is from RefSeq and is a predicted model, not a curated record.
AUAAGCAGAUUGAAUUGCUUCAGUAGUAUUAUGAACUGAAAUAAAACUAUGAAUUGCUUGAGUCGUAAUUUAUGAACUCAAAUAAAACUUUAUACAUUGCUUUAGUCGUAAUUUAUCAACUGAAGUAAAACAUUAUAUAUUCCUUCAGCAAUAGUAUUUUAUCAACUGAAAUAAAACUUCAUGAAUUGCUUCAGCAGUAUCAUCAACUGAACUUUAUGAAUAUUGUUUAGUAUGUACCAACAGAACUAGAACUUUAUGAAUAUAUACCUAUUUGUGCAGCAAUGGAAUCUAGCAAUAUAUUGCAAAUGCAGAUGAAUGGGGAAAGAUUUAGCACACCCAUUAAGAAAGCAAGUGUUCCUCUAUCUUGUUCAUCUUUUAUACCUGAAUGUGAAGAUAAUUUGAAGCCUAAAGUAGGGAUGACAUUUGAGGGACUAGAAGCUGUGGAGAAGUUCUACAAGAAUUAUGCACACGAAUCUGGUUUUGGAGUUCGUGUUGGACAGCAAAAGAAGUUAGUAAAUGAGGUAGUUCGCACUAAACGAUACAUGUGUAACAGGGAAGGAUUCAAGUCUGAGAAGGCUAAAGAGGUAGUUGAUCCAUCAAAGAAAAGGCGUAAGAACACAGCGACAAGAUGUGGUUGUGAUGCACACAUCUUUGUUAAGUUGUGCGGUAAUGAUACAUACAAGAUAGAAUCAUUGGUUGAGCACCACAAUCAUGGUCUUGUGUCACCUGAUAAGCGUCAUUUGAUCCGGUCAAAUCGUCAAGUUAGUGAGAGGGCAAAGAAUGCAUUGUACACAUGCCACAAAGCAAGCAUAGGCACAUGCCAGGCAUACAGGCUCCUCCAAGUCAGUGAGGGUGGGAUUGACGGUGUUGGAUGCACAAAGAGAGACUUACAAAACUAUUAUCGUGAUCUCAGGUAUAAAAUCAGGAACGCAGAUGCUCAAAUGUUUGUUGCCCAACUAGCUAGAAAGCAAGAAGUUAAUGCAGCCUUCUUCUAUGAUUUUGAAGUGAGUGAUGAAGGAAAUUUGAAGUAUGUGUUCUGGGCAGAUGCCACAAGUAGGAAGAACUACAAACAUUUCGGUCGUGUGGCCUCGUUUGACUCUACAUACACUACAAACCAGUAUAACAUGAUAUUUGCACCAUUUACAGGGGUUAACCAUCAUUUACAAAGUGUGUUUUUUGGUGCUGCGUUCUUAUUAAAUGAGAGGGAGGAGUCAUAUGUAUGGUUGUUUAAGACCUUCCUGAAGGCAAUGGGAGGCGAAGCGCCAGGACUCAUAAUAACUGACGAAGCUCGUAGCAUUAAAAAUGCAAUUGAUAUAGUUUUCCCAGGCAUCAUACAUAGAUUGUGCAUGUGGCAUAUAAUGGAUAAACUUCCAGAGAAAGUUGGACCGGUGAUCAGGGAAGAACCUGAAUUCUGGAAGAGGAUGAACGCAUGUGUAUGGGGUUCAGAAACCCCAGCUGAGUUUGAGUCGGAGUGGAAUUCCGUAAUUUCAGACUUUGGUUUGGAAGAUAAUGAGUGGUUUACAAAAAGGUUCAGCCUUCGUGAGUCAUGGAUACCAGCCUACUUUAUGGACAUAUCACUGCGGGCAUUCUCAGGAACAACUUCAAGGUCAGAAAGUGCGAAUUCAUUUUUUAACCGUUUCAUUCAUCGCAAGCUCACCCUUGUUGAGUUCUGGCUAAGAAACAAAUUAUUGCUGCCAGGGACCAUUGCUGUGUUCAAAGCAUUGCACAACAUGAGGGGAUAA